Molecule: messenger RNA, 12166 nt
Organism: Diabrotica virgifera virgifera (western corn rootworm)
Lineage: Eukaryota; Metazoa; Arthropoda; Insecta; Coleoptera; Chrysomelidae
Gene: Ems
Product: homeotic protein empty spiracles-like
Exons: 3
Coding region: 278-1261 (327 amino acids)
Biological process (GO): regulation of DNA-templated transcription; neuron differentiation; central nervous system development
Molecular function (GO): DNA binding; DNA-binding transcription factor activity, RNA polymerase II-specific
Source: RefSeq, a predicted model, not a curated record
AGUUAUUAACUGACGAGAUUUGUAAGUGGUAGCACCAGAGACGUUUUUAAAUCAGUCAUUAUCGUUCACCACAUUUUAAAAAACGAACUUUAGAAACGAGUGUAAAGUGAUAAUCCUUUCGGACAUAAACUAUUGUAAGGAAAACUGUUGGUAAAAAAACAAAAGUGUUAAGUGACUUGCAAUUUUCUAUAAGGUAUCCGACGGAUCGUGUUUUAGUGUCGAAACUAGUGACAAUGGUGUUGAGAAAAUCGCGUGGCUCAAAUACCCGGAAGAAUCAAUGUUAGCCCUACAGAGUUUGCCUUUAUUUAAGUGCUUAAACCCAACCAUGAUGCCUCUGGCACCUACUCCAAUAGUUGCUGUGCCUUCGAAGCCUAAAAUCGGUUUUUCGAUAGACUCGAUAGUCGGCGGAGCACACCAAGCCAGUCCGCAACAUUCGCCGCUCCAUUACUCAGAAAGUUCCGCACCCCUUUCGCCCAGUAGUGACGCUGAAAAUAGACUCAAUGGUUCGCCCAAGCAAUACACCAGCUCUCCUCAAAGAUCUCCGCCAAGCUCUCCCAAACCUCCGAUAAUGGUACCGGGUAUACCAGCACACACGUUAGUGCGGCCUAACCCUACGUACGAUCCCAACUUGGUACCGAAGAAUGGGUUCCUGCAGCCAGAGAUGAUGCACAACCAUGGACAGCAUCCGUUCGCCUUGGCUGCCCAUUUCCAGGGAGCGGCUUUGGCGGCAGCGUUAAGCAGUGGACAGCAUGGGUUUCCAGGACAGCCUUCACCGUUGGCACAGCACGCGCAGCCUAGAGACAGUUACCCUUUGUAUCCCUGGCUGUUGUCGAGGCAUGGGAGAAUAUUCCCACACAGGUUUCCAGGAGGUCCAGAUAUUCCUGGCUUCCUUCUUCAACCCUUUCGAAAACCAAAGAGGAUAAGGACAGCGUUUAGUCCUUCGCAAUUACUUAAGUUAGAGCACGCUUUCGAGAAAAACCAUUACGUAGUAGGGGCUGAAAGGAAGCAGUUGGCACAAUCUUUAUCAUUAACAGAAACUCAGGUAAAAGUGUGGUUUCAAAACCGACGAACCAAGCACAAACGAAUGCAACAAGAAGAAGAAGCCAAAACGAAUUCAGGUGGUAAUAAGUCGGGUUCCCCCAAUUCGCAGCACAGUUCCCAUGUCAAUAAGUGGAAAGAAGAAAACUCGGACGAGUACGGGGAGUAUAUUGAUAUGGACAUGGAAGAUGAGUGCAUUAGUGAUGUAGAGAGUGAAACAUAAACUGUAGAAAGGGUUUAACUGUUGGUAAAUUGUAGAACAAUCAAGUAACAAAAUCAUUAUCUUUCUUUCAUGGAAUCUAUACUGUUUAUUUGAAUGUGGAACCAUCUAUAAUAUCAAAUUUGUAUACUCAUUUCACGGAUUUUUUACUUCAAAUCUUUCAUAUUUUCUUUAUGACAUUUAUAAGCAUUUUUCGAUUUUUUAAAUUAUAGUGGAUGUUCAAUUUUCUUUAUUUGUAGUGUUCUGAAGUUAUUUCCUUGUGGCAUUUUACUAUUUUAUUUGUGAAUAAAGCCAAAAUUUAUGUUUGAAAUUAAAUUUAUUUGACGUUUCGACUUCCACAUCGGAAAUCGUUAUAAAAAUACGUGAAAUGGCAGAGAUCUUUGUCUUCAAUAAACCCCAUAAAAAGAAAUCUAAUGGUGUUAAAUCAUACGAAUUAGAGGGCCAAUCGGGACCACGAUUUUUGAAGUGGAAGUCGAAACGUCAAAUAAAUUUAAUGUCAAACUUAAAUUGUGGCUUUAUUCCCAAACAAAAUACUAAUUUUUUAUUUGUGUGACUUAUGUAUUUUAAGAAGAAAUAAUGAACAUUACAUUUUUUUAAGAUUGAUUAAAUCCACACAAAAGAUAUGUAGAGCUAUAAAAAUGGACACAUUUUAUAGAUUACCUGUAAAUAUGACUUUAACAUUAGUCAGAGUAAUAUAUUAUUUAUAUUUGGCAAUAAGUAUAGAUCAUUAUUUUGUUGUGAUUUCACCAUAUUUUAUUACUUGACUCAUUGGUUUCUCAAAUGAAUCAUUUGUUAAGUACAAUAAUAAUGGUAUAUAUUAUCAUGCAAAUUAAAUGUAUGUAGGUGUGGAAUUCUGUUCAUUUCUUUUUUAUUCUCAAAAAAAGAAGUUUUGCGAAUGUUUUAAGCUUUAAUUUUUCUAUUGCCAGCAUAUAAAAGAUCUGCAAAAAAUUUAUAGAUAAGGCUGAUUUAGCUUAUUAUAAAAUAUGUCCCAGAAUUUAAGAAAGAUGAAUUUAAAAGAAAGCCAUGUUUUUUUCUUUUGAAUGUAAUUUUUUUAUUAAGUAAUAAAGUAUACAGGAUAGGGUUAUGUGUGGAAGAGCACAUCAGCCAAAUGGCCUCCAUGACUUUGCUGGCACAUACGCAUUCUUUUGUCAAAAUUUUCUAUGACUAUUUUGUAUAAAUGUGGCUGAAUUUCGUUGAUGCAGCGUUGAAUUUCUUCCUUCAAUGAACGGAUGGUUGAAGGCUUUUGGGCAUAGAUCUUUGUCUUCAAAUAACCCCAAAAAAGAAAUCCAAUGCUGUUAAAUCACGCGAUCUAGCGAUCUAGGGGGCAAUUCUGAUCACCUAAACGAAAGAUUACACGUCCAAGAGAUGUCUCAUGCAGUUUUUGAAUUGUUUCAUGGGCUUUAUGGCAUGUGGUACCGUCUUGUUGAAACCACAUGUCAUUGCUGCCAAUUUAGGCAGCCUGAACUCAUUCAUCAGAGUUAAAAAAACAAACCAAAAUGCUAGGUCUGGAAAUUAACACAGAAAAAACAAAAAUAAUGACUCAGACGAGAAGAAAUAUAGUCCUACAAAACAUUAUACAUGAAGAUGACAUUGAAACGGUUGGAAAAUUUACAUACCUGGGAGUAGCAAUUUAUGCCCACGGAUCAGAAGACGGAGAAAUACGGAAGAGAAUAACGCAGGCAAACAGAGCUUAUUUUGCCCUCUCUCAUAUAUUUUGGUCUAAAAGUGUCCACCGAAAUACAAAGAUGAGAAUCUAUAAAACUUUAAUUCGACCAAUAUCAUGCUAUGGCAGUGAAGCCUGGGUCCUGAAAGAAACAUCCAAAAACAAACUCGACACAUUCGAAAGGAAAGUACUGAGGAGAAUACUAGGACCUGUGAGGGAAAAAGGAAUCUUCAGAAGUCGAUACAACAACGAACUUUAUCAACUUUAUAAGGAAGCACCCCUGUCAGACUUCAUUAGAAUACAAAGAUUGCAAUGGGCCGGACAUGUGAUAAGAAUGGGAGAGAAUAGGCUAAAAAAAGAGCACUGAAUGCUAGAAUGCAGGAAAAGAGACCGGUUGGAAAGCCAAGAAAACGCUGGGAAGAUACAGUAAAUAGCGACGCACAAGCACUUUUAGGAGUCCGUGUAUGGAGGAGAGCAGCCACAGACAAACAAGGGUGGAGGCAAAAAAUAAAGGAGGCCAAGGCUCAAUUUGGGCUGUAGUGCCGUAGAAGAAGAAAAAGAACUCAUUUAUCAUGUUGCGAUAUCGAGCACACGUAACAGUCACUACUGGAUCAGCUAGCUUUAUUUUUAACCUAUUGACUGCCAGCAACGCAACUCUCGUGUUCUUCAUAUGAUUCAUCUUAUGGGUCUAAUAUUUCGCGGGCAUAUGGAGAAUAACCUCUUAUUGUGGGUGGCAGUCAAAAAGAAGUAUGGCCCUGUGAUGCAUCCAACCCAAAAUCCUCACCAAAGAGUGCCACGUGGUUGUAGUUUUUUUGACAGUGACAUGGGUUCUCAGAACCCCAAAUGCGAAAAUUUUAACGACUAACAAAGCCAUCUAUUUCUUUAUUAUGCUUCCUUACGCAUAGUUUCCCAAAAUAUUUCGAUUAGUGUCUUCACCUCAUUUCAAUAUUCCGAUCAUAUUUUGUACCAAAUUUUCCUUGAUUGCCAAACUUUCGUUAUUUUUACAAUAUGGUUCAAGAAUGAAAACUUAUUGUACUCUCAUGUAACGCUCCUUUUUACUAAAGCUAAACUGUCAUAAGUCAAACUGUUUUUGUUUUACUGUUUUUAACACUUUAUUGCACACAUGGCAGUAAAUUCAAAUUUUUUGCGAAUUUUGGGCCACCUUUAUUAAAGAUUGUUUAGAUAACAGUCUUUUGAAAACUUAUAUAAUACGUCAUAAAGUACACUCAACCAAAAAGUUACGUAAUAUUAAUAAAAAUAUUAAUUCAGACAACAAAAGCAAUACUUAAAAUUUGUCCAAUUCUUGGUUUUAUUGGAACAACAAAGCAAUGUUCAUCAGUUCAUUAUUUUCGUUAGUUGAUCCAAUGUAUUACGUUUAUUGAAUGGAAGAACAUACAUUUAUUAAUAUUACGAACACUGUUCACUGAGCCAACUAACACUAUUCAUUGAAACAACAACGUCAUUAAUUGACCGACGAAGACUAUUCGUUGUGUCAAUAACAGUUUUAUUUCUCCUAACGUAUUUCGUUUAUCUCUACAAUUAUUUCCGUUUAUUCUUACAAUUAAUUCCGUUCAUUCCCACAAUAAAUACGGUUAUUCUUACAAGCAAUUCUAUUCAUCCUUACAAUCAGUUUCGUUCAUUCUUACUAUGAACGUAUUUUAUGUUAAUAAUUACUGAAUGCAUUAGCUCAAUGUAUGAUAUUAAUUGAUUAAUAAUAAUUUUGCAAAUCCCCUUUUUUGUCCUAAAUCUAAUGGACUUUACACUGAGUGAUUUCUCAUAUGAUUUCACUUAUACAGUGAGCUGGAAAAAGUGGUGUCCCCUUAACUUAUUUAUUUUUAGCACAUAAGCAAAACGCUCGGACAGGUCGAUUUUUAAAAUAAUCAAAGUAUAUUAUAACAUCCAUGUUUCUAACUUUACGCGAUCCCUCUUCAGGUGACAGCCACAACUUUGGUUUUUUUUAAACGAGAAAGUACAUCAUGUGACAGCUCAUUUAAAAACGUUUGAAAUAGUGAUUCCAAAAAUGUAUAACACUUUAAUCAUUUUGGAGAAAACAGGUGCAAGAUUUCGAUCGAAUUAUUUUUAAACACAUUUUUUUUUGGAAUCCUUGAAAACUAAUAAGUAUUUUUGAAAAAUUUAAACGCAGAAUAAAAGAUUAAUUAUUACCAAGGGCUGAAAGUCCGUUAGAAUAAACUGAAAUUGAAUCGUUUAUUUCAGAAAAGGGUCAAGUCACAAGUAUUUACUUUUGAGAAAAUCAAGUUUACACACUGUUUAGAUUCAACAAACAAUCACUUUAUAUAAAAUAAAAAUUCUACCUAACAACCUGGAGUAUUUAUCAAAAAGUGUUGUAUUUUUAAAAAUGUAUCUUGUUAAUUUGUUUAAGAAAAAAAAAUUUUUGCACUUAUUUUGUCACGAUUUGUCACUUGACCCCUUUCUGAAAUAAACGAUUCAAUUAUAGAAUUUAUAAUAAUAAUUUAUAUUUAAACAUAUUUGAAAUUAUAAAUUAUACUAAAUUUUCUCUUUUUCACCACUGCACUGUGACUUAUUAAAAUAAUCAUUAUAGAACUUCUCAGGGACUUCAGACCCUCGAUAAUAGUGUAAUAUUUUAUUCUGCGUUUGAAUUUUUCAAAAAUACUAAUUAGUUUUCUCAGGAUUCGAAAAAAAUGAAUACGAUAUUAGACACACAAAAACAUACUUCCAAUACGGACUAGAAUUGGAAACGAAAUGAAAUUAUUCGACACUUCAGCAGAGGUAACAGCAUUGUUUAACAAAUAACGAUAAGGAAAAGCCGUUACAUUUCAAAUGGUCAAGCAAAACAUUUAUUGUUUCAACAACUUCGUUGAUUGUUACCAUGAACGAAUUGACUGUGGUUAUUAAACGCAGUAGUAGAUUGAUUAAUGCAUUCGUUGUCACAACAAUCAGUUUACAUCUAUAGAAUAAUCAAAUAUUACUCUAUAUUAACAACAUUUGUACAUUGUUUUAAUGAAAUCUGUACGUUGUCUCGAUAAACCAAGGUAAUUGCUUAUAAUCUACGAAAUCAAGAAAGUGCUUUGCUGCCAGAAUUACCAUUAUUUAUUAAAUAUAUGAAACUAACUUAUUGUCUGAAUAAAUUGAGUGUUAUUGAUUAAUGUACUCUAGUUAUUUUCACAAUUAUUAUUCAAUCAUUGUGACAAUAUAAAAAUAUAUUGAUCAAUGCCUAAAAGUUGGUUGAAACAAAAAAUUAAAUUGUUACAAUGAAAUACUAUUCAAUAAUCACUGUUAAUCAAUAUUACGAACUAAAUUUUUUUGAGUGUACUUAAUUUACUAUUUUAAUUAGGAAUAAGCCACAAUUUUACUUAGAAAUAAAGUUUAUUUGACGUUGUGAUUUGAAUACCUAUAAUCAACUAUUGUUAUGACUUGCGGUACUUGAGUGUUCUACAACUAAACCAACAUUUUGUAAAUAUUCAAUGUGCAAAUACAAACUCGGAUCAAAAGACAUUCGACUUGCAAUAACCCCGAAAUGACAUUGAUUAGUGCCAACUGAAACGUGCCAAACUUUCCUUGUUAUAGUGCCAAUUUUCAAAGAAAAAAAUGUCCUGUUGUUACUAGUUUUGAAAGUGUACAUAGUCAUUAUUUAUUUCGUUCUUACAAAAUUAUAUAUUUAUUUUCUUGUACAUAUUUAGGUGUCAAAGUUUUUGUUUGUUUUUGUAAUUACUAUCGAAAAUGAAAAAUGCUUGAGGUUGUGUUACAUAUUAAACUAAAAAUGAUACAAUAAAAACUGUUAUAUAUGAACCUUAAUCAAAUUUUCGGCUCAAAUCAAAUCAAACCCAACGUUGGGCGCCAAUUUGUAACAAUAUAACAACCAAUCUAUAACAAUGGAGUUACUGCUUAUAUUAUUGUUAUGUUACCAAAGUAAGAAAACUUCAAUAAUUAGGAUAUAUAACUUGUGGUGAAAAAUAUAACAUCCUACAGUUGAUAUUGUAGGGCAAGAUUCAAGGUAAACUGAGCAUACAACGAAGAAGAAUGUCCUGAUUGAGGAAUUUCAGAGAAUGGUUCCGACUGAAUUCAAUACAAUUGUUACAUGCAGCGACUUCCAAAGAUAAGGAUAACAAUGAUGAUUGCCAACCUCCGUGGCGGAGAAGGCACAUGAAGAAGAAAAAGUCUUUUGAACUAUAGUUGCAUUCAUUAAUGUUUCUAUACAAUCUAGCUCCCUUAAAAUAAUAUUACAGCACUUUUAGCAUGUUCACUAAGUCGCACUAGGCUGUACUUUUACACUUCGUCAACUUGGCGUGUUCUCUUAUCUGGAAACUUUCUCCUAGAUCUGCGUUGUCCAGGAGUUGUAUUGCCUAGACAUUCACAUAAUAAAGCAGGCGUUGUACAUGUCUGAAUAAUCAGAUUGUCACCCUCUUGUGUAUCAUGGACAAUAACAACUGUUCUUCAGUACAUUGUUCUAAAACCUCUGGACUAUGAAACCUCUAGAGCUGCGCGCCAUGAGAUAAACUGGUCUAAAUAUUUGUUUCUGUAUCAAUAGUUUAUUAUCGAUGGAUAUAGUUCGGAAUUUACCAUAGAUAUAACUUCCUUCCAUGGUCUAUUGUCUCCAUGGAGACCAUGGACAUACAAACGAAAGAGAGGGAGACCACAGAUGGGAUGGGUAGAUGACCUGAAACACCAAGCCGGCUCAAAAUGGAUGCACAUGGCUCAGGAUAGAGAAAUAUGGAGGAGCGAAGGGGGGGCCUAUGUCCAUUAUUGGAUGUCGCAAGGCUGAUAGAUAGAUAGAUAAAUUCCUUAAACUAAUAAUGGAAGGAAAAAAUAAAAGAAAAGCGUGGUUCUGACUUACAGCAAAUGACCUGGCUGCGUAAGAUCAAGGAUUGGACAGGAUUAGACCUCUAAACCCCAGGUUACCUAGUGCGUGGGGCUCUAAGAACAUAUUAGCACAAACAAUUAUUAGGUAACUAUUGGACACUUACAGAACGACCAAUAACUGCUUAAAGGUUUCGAACCAAAAAUUCUAAGAAAAAUAUAUGAAGGAAUAAAAGAGCAGGGUUUGUGGCACAGGCGUUAGAAUUUUGAGUUCUACAGAAGUUUUGGAGAAAAUGACGUAAAAUUUAUUAAGGUAUCACGCCUUAAAUGGAUAGAGCAUGUAAUCAAGUGAGGGGAAGGUGUAACAUUCAGGAAAGUUUUUGACCGAAGAGGGCCGAGGAAACAAAGAACCAGAGGAAAACUGAGACUGAGGUACUUAUCAAGAUAACUUAUUGGACGAUUUAAAAUCUAUUGGAAUUAGAACAUGGAAAAGAGUUCCCAGAGACAGGAAUGAAUGGACGAUCUGUUUUGAAGAAAGCUUUGACUCUAAACGAGCUGAUGUGAUGAUAAAUGAUGAUAACCAAAAUCAGGAAAGGUCAAAAACCUAUUGCAAAGGUCUGUCAAAGUAGGAUUAACAACAUAACAAAAGGUAAUUUGAAGAAAGCUUUGACUCUAAACGAGCUGAUGUGAUGAUAAAUGAUGAUAACCAAAAUCAGGAAAGGUUAAAAACCUAUUGCAAGGGUCUGUCAAAGUAGGAUUAAUAACAUAACAAAAGGUAAUUACUAUGUAUCAUAAAAAUUAGUUAAUUUUGUCUACAAAAGUCAUAUUUAACAGUUUUUUAUUACUAUACUUGUUUUAAAACAUACCUGAGAAAAUAAAAAACACAAAAUCAAGCAUUUUUUUGUAGUGCAGUGUAAAUGUAAAAUAUUUUCAUAAAUAUUUUUGAUUUGAAUCGUGAUUAAAUGGGAGUAGAUUUGUAAACAUUAAAAGAUGUACCUUAAAAUAUCACUCGAGUUUUCUUACAAAGAAAAAUACGUUAAAAUGAAUAUAAACGGUUUCGUUUUGAUUAAAAUCGGGUCUCUUGCCAUCCUCGACACGUGUUUCUAUAUUUACCCGUUAUCAAGGAGGCUUUGCCAGUUUUGCAAGGAGGUUUUAAAAAACACAUUAAUUUUGUUACAUUAAUUUCGCAGCAAAAAUCAGUUCACGUAAAAAAGUUUUACUUUGCAAUAUGUAUUUUUAUAAUAAAAUGAAAUUUAGUUUUAUAAAUUUUCAUCCCAUUUAUCAAAUCAUCGUAAUACUAAUACAAGAACUUUUAUUUCUGUGAUGUUUGUAUAUAUUUUUUACUAUUUUAACAUAUCUGCGGAUAACAAAACUUCAAUAAACUAUUUAAGAUGUGUGAAAUGAUCGAAGGAUAAAGGACACAGCUAAAAUCGAAAAUAUAUCAUAUAAUAAAAUACAAUGCGUAAGUAAAUAAAUGUGACAAAGGGGGUGAUAAAAAAAUAAUGACAGUUUGAUAUAUAAAACGUAUGUCCCCAAAUGCUUUGUUUCUGAGAAACGAAGUGUUGAUUUAAAAAAAAAUGGUACUCCACUGAGAUAUUUCAAAUAAAACAUCAUUUUACAAAACAUCGUUCAAUUUGUGACAAAAAAAUUUCUUGCCUAUUUCUUGUAUAGUCUAUCUGCCUAUUUUUUAUCUUUUUCUUCAUGUGCCUUGUCCGUUGCGGACAUUGGCUAUCAUCAUAGCAAUUUUAAUUCUGUUUGCGGCGUUUCUGAAUAACUCGAUUGAUGUUAGUCCAAACCAUUGCCGUAAGUUUUGAGGCCAUGAAUGUCUUCUUCUUCCGGGUCCGCGUUUGCUUUCUAUUUUACCCUGUAUUAUCAGUUGGAUUAUAUGAUAUUUAUCAUGUCUCAUAAUAUAACCAAAGUAUUCAAGUUUCCGUUUCCUAAUUGUGAAUAUUAUUUUUUAUAUAGAGUGUCAAUCAGAAAAGGUACCAUCUCUAUAAUUUGGCAUCUAUAGAAAAUCUAAAAUAUGCAGAAACACGUCAAUUUAUUUUUGAGGGGGACAUUUUGUAGAUCAGUUUUCAACUAAAUUGCAACCCUCUAAAUGAUGACACAACCCCCAGAAUCUUUAAUGGAAAGAGGGAAGAGUGAAACCUUAUUGUAAAGGUCGUUCAAUUACCCUUUCAAAAAUAUCACAUAUAGUAUUUUUUACAAAAGCGAUAUUACGUAGGUCAAAAUUUUUGACGUAAGAGAACUGUCAAAACAUUAGAAUGUGACUUUUCAUUAUUGCCAUGUUUAUUAGUAAUAUCGCUUUUGUAGUAAAAAUACUAUACGUAAUAUUUCAUUUUAGUACUUUUGGAAAAAUCUUGAACUCAAUACUCCAAAAAAUUUUGGAGUUCUGAACUCGAUACUUAGUAUCUUUACGGUUUUACUUGAGAUUUCCAAAAGUACUGAAAAGAAAAAAUAUAUUGUAUGUGGUAUUUUUAAAAAGGUAGUUAACCGACCUUUAAAAUGAGGUAUCUCACUCACCCCCCUUUCCAUUAAAUAUUUUGGGGAUUUUUUCUAUUAAAGAUUUGUCCGCCACCGCUAGAGGAUUGAUGCAAUUUGGUUGAAAAUGGGUGUAAAAAAUGUCCCCCUCCCAAAUAAAUUUAACGUGUUUUUGCAUCUUUUUAAAAUGACACACCGUAUAUGAGUCUCCAUUCUUAUAAAAAUAAAAUUAAACAUCUAACGCGUUAAUUAAAUGAAAAAAUGAAAAUCAUAUUAAUUUUAAUAAAUAUUGCGAUUAAUAUGCAUCUUAUCUAUAAUAUUUUCUUUCACUUUUCCUUUUACACUGGGGUACAAAAUUAACCGGACUCCUCAAAAAUGGGUCAUUUUUGAUGUCUCGAAUUUCCUAAACCUGUUGUCCAAUUUAGGUGAUUUUUUAAUAUGUUAUAGCCUUAUUCUUUAUCAAUAUCGCUAUAAUAAUAUUGUGUCUAAACAGGUAAAUUUUCAUUGCAUACCGGGUGUACCAAUGAAACUAUGUUUUUUUCUUAAACUUCGCAUCACCAUGUGGAAUAUUCUAGCAUUUAUAAAAUACUCAAAUUAAAACCCAACUCUCCCCUUAUAUUUUCUCAACAUUCUGUUUUUUGAUUCAUUCGCUUAAGUAGGACCAUAAAAAAGUUAGGAAAUUUAACAACUAGCCAUGUUCUUUAUCAAUACAGGGUGUUUCUAAAUAAGUGCGACAAACUUUAAGGGGUAAUUCUACAUGAAAAAAUAAUGACAGUUUGCUUUAUGUCCGCAAAUGCUUCAUUUCUGAGAUAGAGGGUGUUGAAAUUUUUCUUACAAACUGACGAUUUAUUUAUUGCUUAUAAACCAGUUGAGAUAUGCAAAUGAAAUUUGGUGCGUGUUAAUACGUAGUUAUUGUACAUUUUUUGACCUACAAGUAAGAAUUUAAUAUUUACCAUUGGCGCGCAUACGGGUAAUAUAAGCCCUCAUAUUACCCGUAUGCGCGCCAAUGGUGAAUAUUAAAUUCUUAAUUGUAUGUCAAAAAAUGUGCAAUAACUACUUCUUAAAACCCACCAAAUUUCAUUUGCAUACCUCAACCGGUUUUAGAGCAAUAAAUAAAUCGUCAAUUUGUAAGACAACUUUCAACACCCCCUAUCUCGGGAACGAAGCAUUUGCAGACAUAUCGUUGAUAAAGCAAACUGUCAUUAUUUUUUCAUGUAGAAUUACCCCUUAAAGUUUGCCAAUUAUUCUUUAAAAACACGCUGUAUUAAUGAAAAACAUGGCUAGUUGUUAAAGUACCCAACUUCUUUAUUAUCCAACAUAAACGAAUGAAUCAAAAAACAAAAUAACAUGAGGCUAUAGUUGGAUUUUAAUUUUAGUAUUUUAUAAAUGCUAGAAUAUUCCACAGGGUGAUGCGAACUUUGAGAAAAAAACACAGUUUGAUUGAUACACCCGGUAUACAAUGAAAAUUUAACUGUUUAGCAACAAUACUAUUACAGCGAUAUUGCUAAAGAAUAAGGCUAUAAUAUAUUAAAAAAAUCACUGUGUCCGGUUAAUUUUGCACCUUAGUGUAUUAUUUUUUGAUACCUUUAAUACCUAUAAUAUACAAAAUAUUAUAAUUAUGUUUAUCUAAAGCUAUUAUUUCUUUCCAAAAACUUUCAUUACGUUGUGUUUCUAGUAAAACAACAAAUUAGGACGUAAAAAUUUGGGAAUAUAUUAAAGAUAAACAAUUUUAUAUCCUUGGUGUACAUUUGAAUUCUAUCCUUGAAAAUUAAUUCAUAAUAAACAAUAGUUUUUGAUUAUUUUCGAUUUAAGCUGCUUAUGUCUACAGGUCCUAAAAUAUACAUCGAUUUUUUUACUUGUAUACUUGUAUUAUUUUGAAUAUCAGAAUAUACUGAUGAUUGUGAAGUACCUAAAGUGUAGAAAUUUGCAAAAUAUGUUGAGUUUCACGUACUUAAAUCUUGUAAUUAUAGAAGAUUAAAUAUAAAAGG